CCUCCUCGCCCUAGGGUUUUGCUCUCCGGCCAAAAUCCAUCCCGACCCGAGCGCGCCUCCGCCGGAGAUGUCCCGCACGCUGGUGCAGCCGGUGGGGCAGAAGCGGCUGACCAACGUGGCGGUGGUGCGCCUGCGGAAGACCGGCCAGCGCUUCGAGAUCGCCUGCUUCCCCAACAAGGUGCUCUCCUGGCGCACCCGCGUCGAGAAGGACCUCGACGAGGUGCUCCAGUCCCACACCGUCUACUCCAACGUAUCCAAGGGCGUCCUCGCCAAGUCCAAGGACCUCAUCAAGGCAUUCGGAACAGACGACCUCACCAAAAUAUGCGUCGAGAUAUUGGAGAAAGGGGAGCUCCAGGUUUCCGGCAAGGAGAGGGAGGCGCAGCUGUCCUCCCAGUUCCGGGACAUCGCCACAAUCGUCAUGGAGAAGACCAUCAAUCCUGAGACCCGGCGCCCCUACACCAUGACCAUGAUCGAGCGCCUCAUGCACGAGAUACACUUUGCGGUCGAUCCAAAUCUUACCUCCAAGGAACAGGCACUCAAGGUUAUCAAGAAGCUCAUCGAGCACUUCCCUAUAAAGCGUGCACCAUUGACGGUGCGGUUCACUGCACCAAAGUCCAAUCUGGCUGGUCUUAUGGAGAAGCUUGAUGAGUGGAACGCUAUUGUUAUUUCAAAGGAUGAAUCUGGCAGUCAGUCUUCCCUUGUAUGUGAGAUUGAGCCAUCUAUUCUGCACUCGUGUGAAGAGAGAUUGAAGGACGUGCAAGGGAGGGUGGAAGUGCUCUCAGUGUCGGCACAUGCAGAAGGUGGCUCUUCUACAGACCAAUAUGACAAUGUGGAAGACAAUGUGGAGAAGGUUCACUCUGUCCCUGCAACAAAGGAGGCAGCUGCUAUUGCUCAGCUAAGCGAAACCAUGCAGAAACAGAGCCUCUCUAGUGAAGUGGAAAGCCAGGGUCAGGCACUAGGCAAAAACCAGAAAAGAUGCAAAGAGUGUGCCAUAGUGAUGGAGGACAAGUCGUACAGAGACCAUUGCAAAUCAGCCUGGCACAAGCACAACUACACGCGCAACAAGAAUGGGCUUCCUCCGCUCAGCCAAGAGGAGUGCUUGAUAGAAAUUGAGAUGGCAGAGUCCAACAGGGGUAUGAAGGACUAUGAUUACUGAGGUGAGCUUUGUCUAACACCUCCUCUCACCACGCCUUCCAUGAUGAUAAACGCCAUGCACAGGACAUGAGGUUGCAGUCUUGUUGUUUCCGAGUACUACACAUUGGAACGUGCAAGUGGGAAACUAGUUUUGCCGUAUGCUAGCGAGCUGUUAGAAUGUGAUGCGUUUGUAUUGUCUAGAUAUUAAGGUGCUAGACCCUGGCUGAUGUGCGGUUGGCUGAGUAAACUUUGUGGCAGCUAUGAUGCACCCUUACCUUAAGGUAUGCUAUGAUACGGUAUUGGGUAUGGGCUUGUUAUGUAUGUGAACCAACAGCUUAAUGAAACUUCUGUAUAUCAACUGGACGUUGCUUUGGUACUGAAAUUAAUCCUGGGUCUUGUCAUA
Molecule: messenger RNA, 1537 nt
Organism: Lolium rigidum
Lineage: Eukaryota; Viridiplantae; Streptophyta; Magnoliopsida; Poales; Poaceae
Product: ribosome maturation protein SBDS-like
Exons: 4
Coding region: 68-1156 (362 amino acids)
Biological process (GO): cytosolic ribosome assembly; ribosome biogenesis
Source: RefSeq, a predicted model, not a curated record